Molecule: messenger RNA, 1791 nt
Organism: Penicillium canariense
Lineage: Eukaryota; Fungi; Ascomycota; Eurotiomycetes; Eurotiales; Aspergillaceae
Product: putative NAD+ kinase
Exons: 7
Coding region: 1-1791 (596 amino acids)
Biological process (GO): NAD+ metabolic process; NADP+ biosynthetic process
Molecular function (GO): NAD+ kinase activity
Source: RefSeq, a predicted model, not a curated record
AUGCAUAUUCAGUCUAUUCCUAUGUGGACCGGGAAAGGUAAUAACUAUGCCUACCUGGUUACGGAUGAGCCAACGAAGCAGUCGGUCAUUAUUGAUCCGGCCAACCCCCGGAUUGACUCGUUCCAGCUCGCGCAAUUCGGCAAGCUUCCAGUCAUCGGAGGUAGCAACUGCCAGUCCGUCACCAAGACCCCGGCUCACGGUGAGGAAUUCAAAAUUGGGGACCGUAUCACCGUGCGCGCUCUGCACACUCCAUGCCAUACACAAGAUAGUAUCUGCUACUUUAUGCAAGAUGGAGACCAGCGCGUCGUUUUCACUGGUGAUACCCUGUUCAUUGCUGGAUGCGGCCGGUUCUUUGAGGGUAAUGCAGGGGAGAUGCACAGGGCGCUGAACGAGACACUGGCUGCCUUGCCCGAUGAUACCAAGGUUUACCCGGGCCACGAGUAUACAAAGGCAAAUGUCAAGUUUUGCCUGCAUGUGUCCCAAACGGAGCCCAUUAAGAAGCUCCAGGCCUUUGCCGAGGCCAAUCAGCAAACCCAGGGUAAAUUCACUAUCGGCGACGAGAAGAAACCUCGAUUUAAAUCCCACCACGAUCAAAAUGACAAGACCACGGCUUGCUAUGUGCAUUCCCUUAUCGCCGGCGAGUGGGCGGCCCCUCCGAGCCAUGUCGACGACACGCAGGAUGUGAUUCGGACACUGAGCGACGAGGAACCCAACGUGGACACCAAGGUUCUCGGGGAGGAUGAAGUGGUGUCGGUGGUUGAUGGUGAUAAUAAGAUCCUAAAGCCCGUCCCAACCAUCAUCCAAUCGCGGCACCUGACGAAGCGACAGCUGUCUGAUAUGGCAUGGAACGUGCGGAAGCUGUCGAAGAAACUGGGCAGUCUCAAGCUCAAGCUCACGGUCAAAAACGUCUUCAUCGUCAGCAAAGCGCAUGAUGAGUCGCUAGUCAGCUUGACCAGGAAAGUGACUAGAUGGCUGCUGUCCAAGGACCGCGGGGCCCCUUACACUGUCUAUGUAGAGCGCCGCAUGGAGACACAUCCGGAUUUCGGGGCCCUGCAGCUAGUGCAAGAGGAGCCAUCGGCCAAGGGCCGGCUGAAAUUCUGGGACCCCAAGCUUGCUCAAGAGCAGCCGCAUCUGUUUGACUUUGUCAUUACUCUCGGAGGGGACGGAACCGUCCUCUACACCAGCUGGUUGUUCCAGCGCAUCGUCCCUCCAGUCCUGUCAUUUGCGUUGGGCUCACUAGGAUUCUUGACGAAUUUUGACUACGCUGACUACCAGCAUAUCCUCGAAAACGCUUUCCGGGACGGCGUUGUUGUCAGUCUCCGGCUGCGGUUCGAAUGCACCAUCAUGCGAAGCAAAGCACGGCAGAAGGACCCGCAUGCGAGGUCCCUCACAAGCCGGGAUUUGGUGGAAGAGCUAAUAGGGGAAGAAGGUGAAGACACUCUCACACAUACCCCGGACCGAGUUUACGAGAUACUCAACGAUGUUGUUCUCGACCGGGGUCCAAAUCCAACCAUGUCUCAAAUCGAACUGUUUGGCGACGACGAGCAUUUCACCACCUUGCUCGCUGACGGAAUCUGCAUUGCGACCCCGACGGGCUCGACGGCGUACAACCUCGCUGCUGGCGGCUCGCUUUCACACCCUGAGAACCCCGUUAUCUUGGUAACAGCCAUUUGCGCCCACACCCUAUCCUUCCGGCCGAUUAUCUUGCCGGACACCAUUGUGCUGCGAAUGGGUGUGCCAUACGACGCGCGGACGAGCUCAUGGGCUAGUUUCGAUGGACGGGAAAGGUGA